AUUCGAUAGCAGUACGACUUUGUUGGCCUAGCAGGCAGCCGAUCUCAGUACAACGUGAAUUAUAUCAAUUGGAUACAACAUAUCACACGUUGGAUACGUGUUGCAGGUUAAACUCGAUCAACUAUCUUUUCAGCGGAUAGCAAGUGCAGUCCCAAGGAAGUGUUUUGAAACCAUCCGAGAGGACAAAGUGAUAUCUUUCGGUUAAAGGCCAACACAUAGUUCUUCACAAUGACAGGACUGACGGGAAGUGCGAAUUGCAUUAAAUAUGUUUUAUUUGCAUUCAAUUUUGUAUUUGUGAUCACUGGUAUCAUUUUAAUAUCAGUCGGCGUAGCGGUUGCAGCCGUAUACGACAACUAUACACUUUUCCUGGCAUCAAACUUUUUCUCCAUUCCAACACUACUAAUCGUAACAGGAGCCUUCAUCUUCGUUAUCGCCUUCUUCGGUUGCUGCGGUGCAAUUAAGGAGCAUUAUUGCAUGAUCUUUUCAUUUUCCGUCCUCCUUGGAUUAAUUUUCAUUCUGGAGUUGGCCGGAGGAAUCAGUGGAUACGUUCUUCGAAAUGAUGCUGAGUCACUGAUUAAGGACAAGCUUCGUUCUACGAUGCUGGAAUAUAAUCAAACGAAUAAAUUAGAUGUUGCUUAUCUAUGGGAUGAAGUUCAAAGAGACUUCCAUUGUUGUGGAUUGAACAACUAUACGGACUGGCUAGAUACUUACCAUGGAAUUCCAGUAAGUUGCUGCUCCUUCGAGACUGGUGCACUAAAUGUCACUUCAUGCCAGAACAUCGAAGGUAAUACGCGUCUUUAUGAGGACGGAUGUUUGGAAAAGUUCAGCGACUUUAUCAGCGGCCACGCCGUAAGUUUGGGAGCAGCGGGUAUCGUUAUAGCGGUCAUCCAAUUUGUUGGUAUAUUCUUCGCCUGUUACAUUGCACGAGAAAUAAGAAUCAAACAUGGAGGAACAGGACCCUUCUAGGAUAUUGCAUAUGUAAACUUUAAGUAUUUUCUGCUGUAAAUAAACAAAAUAAAUUAGUUAAAGAAAACAACAACCAGA
Molecule: messenger RNA, 1044 nt
Organism: Hermetia illucens (black soldier fly)
Lineage: Eukaryota; Metazoa; Arthropoda; Insecta; Diptera; Stratiomyidae
Product: CD63 antigen-like
Exons: 5
Coding region: 229-966 (245 amino acids)
Cellular component (GO): membrane
Source: RefSeq, a predicted model, not a curated record